This is a messenger RNA of Colletotrichum karsti, 1530 nucleotides long. RefSeq lists its product as uncharacterized. The record is from RefSeq and is a predicted model, not a curated record. The transcript has 3 exons. The coding region runs from base 1 to 1530 and encodes 509 amino acids. NCBI's taxonomy places the organism in Eukaryota, Fungi, Ascomycota, Sordariomycetes, Glomerellales, Glomerellaceae.
AUGGGUCUUUUUUCCCGUUUGCCCCGGGAGUUGAGGGACUUAAUCUAUACAUUUUACCUCGUUGUCGACGGUGGGUACGUGGGCGAUGGUGACUCGAUUUUCCACAACACGCUGCUGACCAAGAAGCACGAGCAGAACCGACUGCCUAGGUCAACCUUGCAACGCCAGCAAUGCAUCUUGAGGCGAGCCGACAGGUCCUCUACCGAUAUAGCUCUUGUGUUCACCUGCAAGUCUAUCGCCGAAGAGAUGUACGGUGGCGACCUUGCCUUGCGCGUCAACACAAUUACAUUCUCGACCUUCUACUCUGAUGAACUACGACUCCGCGCCGGCAGAUUCAACUAUAUCAGAGAAGAACACGUUGAAGUCGAGAAUGUCAAUAUUUUUCAACACCUUGGGGAAUGCUUCUGGGGCCCUGUAUACGACGAACUCCAGAAUACCUACCCAAUCUUCAUGCCGCUUGUGGAUGCCGUCAGAAAGGGGAAGCCCCCGUCCAACAUCCACUCCUGCCCUCACUAUGGGCAAGCACGCUCGUUGUACAGCGGGUUCGUCAAAUACGCCCUGCAACUUGCAGCCUACUACCACCCGCCGGAAUUUGUCGAAGCAGUGGAGCAACACCGGCUUUCAAAGAAGCGUAAACGUCGCGGCCAGUUCGACCCUCACCACAUUGCUCACUGCUCGGUCGAGGCCUGGGACAUACCUACGCGCGCCGACCUCCUGCACUUGGCUUCGCAUACCAGAUCGUCCGGCGAGCCGCUGCUGGAAGUUCAAGUUCGAAGAGGGGUGCUCCCGGAAGAUGCCUCGCCCAAAUUCAUCAAGCAAGGCUCUCCAACUAGGCGAAGCAGUCCCGUGAUGGCAUCCUCCGGAAUGGGUUACUUUGGCCGCCUCCCGCGGGAAAUGCGGGACACGAUUUACAGGUCUUACCUCAUCGUCGAGGGCGGAUACAUCUGCGACAGUGAAGCUCUCAUCAAAGGCCAGCUCAACGGCAAUCCCCUUUGCAGGCUCAAGCAGUCCAACGGAAGCCGUAUUGACCUUGCCUUGGUCUUCACCUGCAAGGCUAUUUCAGCGGAAAUGGGCUGUGGUGACCUUGCUCUCCGUGUCAAUACCAUCACGUUCUCAACCUUCUACUCCGACGAGCGAGAUGCGGCUUGGCAGCAGGCCCGACAAGAGGCACGCCAGCGAGGCUAUCUUCCGGCGAAGUCCUUCAUGGAACUGCACGACAAGGAGAGAAAUUUCAUCCGCCGCCUAACGAGCCAAAUCGAUUGGGGUUACUUCUAUGAGGAUUUUCCACACGCCAUGAAGGACCUAACGAAUAACAACUCGAUCAUACGCUGUAACUUCGACGUUGGUAAUUCGUGGGACGUGGAACAGAUGGUGCAGGAGCGUCGGCAUCACAGUGAAUCGAAAUGGAACGACGAUUGGCACAAACACGAGCCCAUGUCGUGGGACACCGUGACACCUCAGCCAAAGUGGAAGGCCAUGUUAGAGGAGGAUGUUGUGAGUCGCCAAAGCCUGCUAUCCCCGUCCUCGUAA